Molecule: messenger RNA, 1803 nt
Organism: Corticium candelabrum
Lineage: Eukaryota; Metazoa; Porifera; Homoscleromorpha; Homosclerophorida; Plakinidae
Product: protein AATF-like
Exons: 11
Coding region: 18-1676 (552 amino acids)
Cellular component (GO): nucleus; nucleolus
Source: RefSeq, a predicted model, not a curated record
UCCCGGAUGUAGCUUAAAUGGCUCAUCGAAGGAAGACGUUGUCUGAGCAGCUCAUAGCGUUAACUAAUCCCGAACCGAAAUCGUUUGACGAAGAUGGCGAUGGCUUGAAUGCAACCCUCGUGUGUAGAGAAGAUGUUGAGUAUGAAGGAAAACUGGACGAUCAGAAAGGAAAUGACGUCUUCUCUUCAGGACAGAUCGGCAGGAGAGCUGCGGCAUUUCAAGAGGAGGAAGAAGAUCGACGAUACGCCGGACGAGUGACAAGCAGGAGGAGAAUGAGAGAAAAAUGGCGGCUUGAUGAUGAUGAUGGUGAUGGAGUGGAGGAAGAUAUUGAAGCACGUGGUGACAAACUGUUGAGUGAAUUUACAGAGAGUGAUGUGAAUCAAUCAGGUGGACGUGACAGUGACGUGGAGAGUGAGGAUUCGGAGAUGUUCAGUGAGGAAGAUGAUGACGAUGGUGAUAAUGAUGGUGAUGAUGAUGACGAUGAUCAACGGAAAGAGAAGGGAGCUGAGAUGGUUGAUGAGACUGAAAAUGUUAGGCAUUUUUCUGAGCAGAAUUUAAAGGAGGAGGUUGAGAAGGGACAUGCUGUCAAGGCUCAACUCAAGUUAUGGGAUUGUUUUCUUGAGUCUCGCAUUAAGCUGCAGAAGCUGCUGGGUAUUUGUAAUCGUUUUCCUCAACAAGAUAUGUGGAGCGAGUUUCAAUCGAACGGUGGCCCAGAGUUGAUGAAACAGUUGCAAAGAAGUCAAGCAAAACUACGGAAGUUUCUAGACUCAUUACUCUCACUACAAAACACUCUUUUGGAGCAGAACAAAGACAUUACAGCAGCAAAUUCUAAAAAUUCUCAACAACGUCUAGGCGAUUCAGUAGAGUCAGAUGAAGAAAUUGCAAGCGACGUGGACGAAAGUCAUUCGGGUGUCGGAGAAGCCAACGGCGACGUGUCUGACAACGAGUCAAAUGCUACUGAUGAUGAGGUGGGAAAGGAUGAGAACAGAGAAAGCAGCAACUUUAUUAGCAAAACAUCGAACGAGCAAAACAGGAAACGACAUCGAUCAUGGAGUCUUCCACGUGGAGUGUCAUAUGACCAGCAUGUAGCUAAACUACAGAAGUCAUUUGAUGAGUACCGAGACUCUGUGAUAACGAAAUGGGAUGAGAAGCUACGAGUGGCAACAGGAAAAUUCAGCAGCAAGUCGUUCUUAUCAAGAAAUCAGAGCAUGAUGAGUCGCAUUAAGCAGAUUCUAAAUGAUCGUGAGCGCCUUAUAAGACGCACACAACUUAAGAGGUCAACCUACUGUGUUAUGGGGAGAGACGAGGAUCAAGAGGUUAUUGGUGAGGAUAGAGAUGCUCACCUUCGGGAUUAUGACCCUGAAAUCUUUGACGAUGACGAUUUCUAUCAUCAGCUACUAAAGGAGCUCAUAGAACGACAUGCUACUAGUGCUAGUGAUCCCUUCGCUAUAGACCGGCAAUGGCUAGAAGUCCAGCGAAUGAGAUCGAAAGCACAUAGAAAAGUUGAUACAAAAGCAAGCAAAGGACGGAGAAUUCGUUUCGAUGUCCACCCGAAGUUACAGAGCUUCAUGGCCCCAAUUGAAACAGGCUCAAUGCCUGAUUCAUCAAGAAAUGAUCUCUUCAGUUCUUUAUUUGGAAGACAGCCAGUGCAGGCGUCAUCCAAGAAAAUCACUUGACAAAGUAUGUCAAACAGUGUGCUGUCAUACAGCGAUAUUUACAGAAUCCACAGAUGCUGUGAUUUAGAGUAAAACAGAUUGUAGCAGUAAAAUCAAGAAUUAUUGUUAGAUAUGAAUGGAAAGUCUU